This is a messenger RNA of Trichoderma breve, 1653 nucleotides long. RefSeq lists its product as uncharacterized. NCBI's taxonomy places the organism in Eukaryota, Fungi, Ascomycota, Sordariomycetes, Hypocreales, Hypocreaceae. The transcript is spliced from 7 exons. The record is from RefSeq and is a predicted model, not a curated record. Bases 1 to 1653 code for a protein of 550 amino acids.
AUGGCAACGGCGGAGAUUAUAAAAACCAAAACAAUUGACGAGGUCUAUGACGCAACGGACGCGCUUCAGGCUGAACAGGCGAAGCAUGGACGACUUCGGCAUCUUUCGAAAAUUAAGCCAUUUCUUGAAGGACUCCAAGGCUACGCAGAUACCAUCGAUACAUUUGUUCAAGUCAAACCAGAUGUUCUUGCACUCAUUUGGGGUCCCAUCAAAUUACUUAUCCAAUGGGCCGCUUCUCUAACUCAAUCCAUUGAUGCCCUUGUCAAUACCGCAGCUGAGAUUGGUGAACUGCUACCCGAAUUCAAGCUCAUGGCUGCCAUGUUCGGCAACAAUGAGCAAAUGAAGCUUGUGCUUGUCCUAUUUUUCCAAGAUAUUCUGGACUUUUAUGCCGUGGCUUUAAAGUUCUUUGGCUUGCCUCAUUGGCGAGUGAUGUUCGAGGCACUAUGGCCUUCUCAGAAGGAAAAAAUUAAAAUUGUAAUGGGUCAUAUCGGACGACACACAAAUUUGAUGAGAAACAAAGUUCGCCUAGAGCACCUCAGAGAGGAGUAUGAACACAGACAGCGAGCUUUCGACCAUUUUGAAGCAAUACAGAAGAGUAAUAUGCGUCAAGAAUACAACGUCAUCAAGACUGACGUCUCCCCAAAGUUUUAUGAUGCUGAGCUUGAUUUCAAGAAGUGGUUAAAUGGAGACGAUGAUUCAACGCGGAUAUUAUGGCUGUGCGGUAUUCCUGGAGCAGAAAAGACUCAUCUAGCCGCUAUGGCAAUCAACUUUGCCAUAUCGACCAGAACUAUAUUCGCUUUUCUCAGCCACGCUAGCAGUAGCAGCACCACGGCCUUGACAAUUGUACAUUCUCUAAUAUUCCAGUUGACUUCGGAUGACGAAGGUCUUCAGGCGAUUGUUUGUGGUUCAAAUCGAGAAAACAUUAAAAACAGCCUUGAUGUCGCUAUUGAGUUUCUACAAACGCUGCUUAACUCCACCGGCCUCUUGAGCAUCAUCAUUGACGGAGUUGAUGAGAUUGACCUCUCCGAACGAGAGAAACUACUAAAGAAACUUUUUGAUACAUCUACGGCCUGCAAGAAAACUCUUAUAUUAAUAAGCAGUCGAGCAGAACACGAUAUCUCAACAAUCCUAGGUCCAAUAUCAGCAACAAUCCGAGUAGAUACACACAAUGCUGCAAGCAUCCAGAUAUUUGUUGACGACUGGGCUCAAACGUGGUUUUCGGCUCAUGAUUUUCUAUGCGAAGACAGAUCCGAGAUCGAAGACCUCCUCGCGCCGCUUUCUUUAAAAGCAAAAGGGAUGUUUCUUUACGCCAAGAUCAUGUUGCGCAGCAUAGAGGAACUUGACAACCUAGAUGAGAUCCGCAACGGGCUCAAAGUACCUCCCAAAGACCUAGAUGAAGCAUAUGGGAGACUGUUUGAGAAAAUCGAUCGCAAGUCUGAAAUUGUGAAAAAGAAGUGCCGACUUGUCCUUGGCUGGAUCAGCUGCUCACCAACACCUUUGACGUUGUUAGAGCUAGAGCAAGCUUUAGUAAUGACUAUCAGCAACGCAUCUAGAGUGUCCUCGCCACUGAAUUUUGUCCGCCUUUGUGGUCCCAUUGUCGAAGUUGUGGAGGACAGCAUUCAGUUUGUACAUUUCAUACACCUCCACUGGUGA